UAUCAGUAUCAACUUUCUCCGUAGGCUUUUGGCUCCAGCCAUGGGCGCAGCUGCCAGCGCCGCAUCGCGUCGUGCAGCAGAGGCCUUGGCCCAGCGCUGGGCGUUCCUCGUGGCCGAGCAAGGCGACGCGGAGGAACUGCAGGCCCUGGCAGAUGAGCUGCACACUCAGACCAAUGGCCAGGUUGUUCCUUUGCUCCGUCGGGUGCUGAGCGGGCUUGACCUGGGCUUGUCAUGGGGCACUUGGCGCUGGCUGAAGAGGUCGAAGGAGGAUGAGGGUCAGUCGUGGCUGCAGCCACCACUGACCUCACUGGAGUUGGAUGGGCUCUUGUGCGCACUGCAGCUGGCGCGCCCCGAGCUGAGGGAGGUUUUGCUGGAGCUGGCUGAUCCUUACCCUGGCGCCCCACGGCACUGUCCGAGCGUGCGACACCUGCCAUGCCUGGCGUCCCUGUGGGUCCAGCAGACCGUCUCAGCGCUGCGCGUGCACCGCGUGGCAUCGGCGGAACCACAGUGGCAAGCUGCCAAGGAGUUGGCCUAUUUUCACCGACAUCAGCUUCCAUUAGUCGAUCCUCGGCCAGCUGCCAUGUGUGGCUUGCAGCAACGACACCUGCGAGAGCUAUUGCACCGCCACAAAGCUUGGCUACAGGAGUCUGUCUAUGAUGAGGUGCGGGAGGGUUCCUUCCGGCCUUCUUGUUGGCAGUUCUACAGUGAGAUUGCCCGGCCCUGCAGUACCAGAGCCCGCUGCUUUGCAGAAGUCUACCCACCGCAGGAGGUGACGGCCGUGGUCAGCCAUUGUUGGAAAGAUGCCUUUGAAGACUUGCUUUUGGCGCUGGAGCAGCAUGUGACGAAGAGCAUUGAAGGCAACAGCGGCUACUGGUUAAGCCUUCUUGCUUUAACGCAUUCCAAUGAGAGCAUCACUACCGCGCAGCAUCGCAGCCUACUGGCAGCCUUUGAUUCAUGUGAUGAGCUCGUAGUCGUUUGGGACACGGAUGGGAGGUGGCCAACAAGGCUUUGGUGUUUGUAUGAGCUGACGCUUGCGGAUGAGCAAAAGGAGGUCCAGGUGACUUCGCUACAAGGUCUUCUGGGCUCCGACCGGACCGUGGCCGCCUCGCGGGCCGCGGCGCGGCGGCUGCUGGCCGCGCGGCCGGGAGAAGGUCGAUCCGUGCCGCAGGCACGGCCGGAGGAGCUGGGGCAAGUGAAGGCCUGGCUGGGUGAGAAGGGCCAGGAGAAGAUGGAACGUUCUUUGUUGGCCUUAGCCGGACCCCUCUUUUGCCUUGGGGACACCGUGCCACCAGCGGUUCCCGCUGCACCGGUGGGCGCUCAGUGUCAUCAACUGAUCUCCGAGAUUUGUGCAGCAUUGCCCUCGGGGCAGUGCUUGGUGAUCGAAGCACCCCCUGGGCACCGGAGGAGCCACCUGGCUCGGCUUCUGGUCACCCAGCUUUGCCGCAUGCGACGGAUGCUGCCAGUGCACAUGAGAUGUGCUGUGCUCACUGAGCUGAAGGACGAAUCGAAGGAUUUCAUGAAGCUUUGGCUCGGUGCCGUCGGGUGCGGAACGUGCUCCGACUCGCUGCCGUUGGGCGCCAUCGUCGUCCUCGAAGCAUUGGAAGAAGUCGAAGGGUCUCAAGUGGGUGAGAUCUGCACUUGGGCCACCCGAUGGCUCGAAGGUGGAAAUUCGAUGAUCAUCACCACCAGGUGUGACAACGAGUUUCAGCCCUGCUCGGACGUCGUCAGCCUUGACCUCGCUCAGCUCACCCGGGACACCUGGCGGGAGGCCUCGUUGCCGCAGUGGCCCAGUGCCCUACGAGUGGUUCUCAAGGAUGGCAGACUCCAGCUGAAGGCUUCGAGUGUGCUUGGGCGUCCGGUCUCUGUGGACUGGGGCCUCCCCAGCUACAUCCAGCUGCUACGCUCCAUGGACCUUGGACCGGAAACCACCUGCUUCGCCGUCUACGAAAGUGCCCUGGAACGGCUCAGACUCAGCGCGCAGGAGCAGGUGGAGCUGGAGGAACUUGCCUUGAAGUUGUGUUGUCAAGGGAAGUCCGUGGCCCUGACUUCCCCAUCUCUGGAUCUACCGUUUGUGCUUCGGCCCCUGGGCAUCAAGUGCAAACGACCACGCUGGCAGCGCUUCCGGAACGGCACGUGGCAGAGCUUUUUCGCAGCAAAAGCGCUGCUGAGACGGAAUGACUUAGCGCCCCAAGUGCUGAGCCAACAGUGGCCGCAGGUGAGGCACUUCCUCCGGCGUGGCCUGGAGCAGUGGCUGACCAACGCGUCGACCGGCGCACGGAGCGUCCGCGAGGACUGGCCGGUGCUGCAGCGGAGGCUGAUGAUGGCCAUCCAGCUCGACGCGGACGUCAACGUGCUGCGGCCGUUGUUGAGCCCAGCGUCCGAGAACGGCGUGGUCGGAGCAUUGGCCUGCGAAGCGCUGGAGCACUGGCUGGCCGCUGGCGUGGAGGAGCAUCAGCCGCCCAGCAAGCCCAGCGCGCAGUUGCCUCGUUUGGUCUCGCUGUGCACCUCGUUGGGCCCCGCCGAACACCAGCCACUGGACACGGCGCUGGUGACCACGGCUCAGGCGCUGGUGCGGCUGGAGGAGCUGAAAAUCAAAGACUUCAGCUACCCUGAGCUUCUGCUCACCCUGCACUGUGCUGCUGCUUUGGAGCCAGAGAUCAAGUGGCCCAUGGCUCAGCGCUUCUUUGAGAAGAUGGAAGGACGUGUUGCUGGAUUGGAGGAAUGGACCCAAGUGGUGAAGGUGGCAGAGCUUGCUGAUGUACCCAUGGCCAUGCUGGAGAGGCUUCUUCAGGACUUCCUCCAGACCUCCCGCCCCGCCGAACUCCGCAGCUGCGCCCAGCUGCUGCGGGGUCGUCGGUCGCGGCACGGCGCCGCGCUGGGUGCGGCCUGCGGAAGGUGGUUGCAGCGCUGGCACCAGGGGUGGCUGGAAGGAAGCCUCAGCGCAGGGCGUUACCAUUCCGUGCUCUUGCACCGAACUGGCGCCGUGGCGGUGGGCCUGAACGGCGCGGGCGAAUCCACGCUUCCUCCGCUGCCGGAAGGUGUCCGGUAUGUUGCAAGUGCUUGCGGGGUGCAACACACCCUCCUGCUGCGCAGUGAUGGUAGAGUGGCAGCUUGUGGACUCAAUUUGGAUGGCCAGACAGCCAUUCCGGCUUGUGAGCUGCCCAUUGUGGCAGUGGCCGCUGGCGGCUUCCACUCGGUGUUGCUCGAGGAUUCCGGGCAAUGCCUAGCCUUCGGGUGCAAUGCUCAUGGCCAGUGCGACCUCCCUUUUCCACAGGGACCCUACAUGGCCAUCGCUGCGGGCCGAUCGCACACCUUGGCGCUGCGCCAAGGCGGCCGCCAUGUGGACGCGUGUGGUGCCCACGAGGAUGGCCAAACGGCAGCGCCAGACCUGGCUCUCGUUGUGACCAGUGCGACUUCCUUGCCACUGAAGUACGUGGCCUGCGCCGCUGGCGGUCGACAUUCGGUGCUUUUGCGCAAUGAUGGGAAGGCCGUUGCCUUCGGCUGGAACUUCCAUGGUCAAUGUGAUUUGCCCAGCGACGGCCGCUACAGAGCGGUUGCUUGCGGCGAGAACCACACCGUGCUGCUGGCCGAGAAUGGUUUGGUUUGGGCGGCUGGCGAAGAUCAGCAUGGACAGUGCCAGGCAAGCUGUGCAUCAGAGUUUUGACGAGGACAACUACUUGAACCAGCUACACACCUGAACCUACACGCAGCCGCUCAAUGUCUAAGAGAGGUCAUUUGGGGAGAUGUUCUGCUUCAGAACGCCUUGGCUCAUGCCACCCAGUUGGAUCACGUGGUUCGAAAGCGCGUCCGAUUAGUCGUGGAGGUUCCACCGCUACCACCUGGUCUGAAAUACGAAGCAGUUGCUGCGGGUGGCUCACAUACUUUGCUCUUAAGGAGCGACGGACGGGUCCUGGCCUUCGGCGCAGAUGGCGAAGGCCAAUGUCAGGUGCCACGCGACCACCGCUGGGCCGAUGGAAUCAGCUAGGCGACCACCGCUGCGAUGCCAUACCAGUAGCGAUGCCCUUUGUUCCUUGUUGUUUCUUGUUUCUCCUUCUUUUGACAAUGUCCAUGGUGCGAAACGAACCUCAUUCGGAUGACAUGGUCAAGAGGUUUGGCCGGCCUGGCCACACGAGAGAAGGAGAGAACAGGGAAGUGCAAGCUGAACGCCACGGGUUUUCAAUGGAGAGACAUGGAGAGGGAUUCGCACUGGAAGACACUGGAGAGGACUUGAACACGAUAGCAGGGGAAGUAGCUGCUGGACGGUGUCAGGUUUUCAACAAACCGCGCUGGCAUGGCAGAAAGUAGGGGGGGUGAGGAUGCUCAAAGGACUCAAAGGAGCACAAGUGGCCAAGAGAGCACGAAGAAGAUUGCGGAGCUGAAGGAGACAUGACGAAGCAUGGUCAAAGUUGUCACAGGAUGAAGAAGCACUGGAACUUGUACAUAGCCGGAUGCCGGAGCACCAUUUUUUUGCUGGAUGCAACAUUCCCAGCUGGUUGUUCAGAGGCUCUUCAGACAUUUGCCCAAACUCUUUUCACAUCGUUUCACCAAAGGUCGCCGGAAGACCCGGCGCUGGAGAUCAGAGAUGUACCGACUCUUGAGUUGAACGACACUUGACGGGUGAGAGUUCCAUGGGAGCUGGCAAGCCACAGUUUGGCUGGACCAAGCGGUUGCUGAUUUAAAUGCUUCCCGCGGCCAUCACGGCGGUGGGGAGUGCCUUGACAAUGAGCUGUCCAC
This is a messenger RNA of Durusdinium trenchii, 4734 nucleotides long. Lineage: Eukaryota; Dinophyceae; Suessiales; Symbiodiniaceae. The record is from the annotation of a GenBank genome assembly.